This is a messenger RNA of Brachypodium distachyon (stiff brome), 3080 nucleotides long. Its product is annotated as exocyst complex component EXO70A1. Gene Ontology annotation, biological process: exocytosis. The record is from RefSeq and is a predicted model, not a curated record. Gene Ontology annotation, molecular function: phosphatidylinositol-4,5-bisphosphate binding. Lineage: Eukaryota; Viridiplantae; Streptophyta; Magnoliopsida; Poales; Poaceae. Bases 856 to 2817 code for a protein of 653 amino acids. The transcript has a single exon. Gene Ontology annotation, cellular component: exocyst.
AGACGCAGAUGAUUGGCAGAGGGGGGGCAUUUAAUGCUGGUCUACUUCAGAGUUCAGAGUGAUUGAAGCCAGAAAUCCAUUCACAGAUGGUCCAUGAGAUGAGAAUAGAUAGGCAUCCCUGUCUCUCUUGAAUCGAUCUCGUCUCUCAUCUGAUCGCCGGGAACCAAUUGCCAGUGCAUUAUGCGUCUGGUCCAGGAUUUCCAACAGUGGUACGGAAAACGGAAUGAGAGGACGACUGUACACUGUUUUGUUGUCACGGACCAGCUCCUCAAACACGGCAAGAGUCGGUUUUUUUGACCUGGCUUUUUUUUACAGAGCUUACUACAGACCACAAGACUUUUCCCUCGACAAAUGAGUCAAUGACAGGCAGCCAGGCAGGCAGGUUCGACCGUGCAAGCACUCCGUAGAUUCAUCUUUCAUGUCACAACGAUCUCUGUUUUGUUUCGUCGACACGAUUAUUAUCUGUUAAAGACAGGUACAGAUAAACUGGGUAUUUUAUUUAGCUGUUCCAAUCCAAACAAGUAGAACCGCAGCGAUAACAUACACGUAGGCGUAGCCAGGGAACGAAGGAAAUUGCGUGGCGACCGUGUUGUGUGCUCGUCAACGUUGUCGCAGAAACGAAUAAAAUGAUCAUUGGGUGGCCAACGAUAUUUUGUUUUGUUUCACUAUUUGCUGGCGUUCAUUUCAUUCGCUUUGGUCUUUCCAACCGCGGGCAGGCGACGAGACGACCAAGGAAGAAAUUAACAAGCGAGUGAACUUUCCUUUGCUCUGCUCUUUGUCGUCGUCGUUUCCCGCGGCAGAGGAGAGCAGAAGCGAGAGAGAGAGAGAGAGAGAGAGUAGACUGGCUGACCGGCCAUGGCGAGCGCGUUGUCCGCCGCCGGGCAGCAACAGCAGCAGCAGCAGCAGGAGCGGGCCGUGGGAGACGCGGAGCGCGACGUGAGGCGCAUGGCGGCGUCCAAGGACGCGGUGGAUGACAUGAUCCGCGUGCUCUCGGUCUACGACGCCGGGGACCUGUACCCGCUGUCUUCUCCGGCGCCGGGCAGGGAGCAGGCGCACGGCCGCGGCCAGGAGGAGGACGAGGAGGAAACGUUCGUGGCCGCAGAGGACGUCAUCCGGCGGUGCAGCUCGACCUCCUCGUCGUGCGGCGCCGUGACCGACGACUACCUCUACGCCGUCGACGACGCCAUCGCCGUCGCCGCCUUGCAGGGCGGCCUCGCGUCCCGCGCCGCCGAGGCCGUGCACGCCGCCAUGCCGCGCCUGGAGGAGGAGGUCCUCGCGCUGCUCUCCUCUUCUUCCUCCUCCUCCUCCUCCUCCGCAUACUCCUCCGCGACGCCUCGCCUCUCUUCAUCUUCUUCCGCCGCCUGCUCGCCGGACCACGACCUCGGCGACGACGACGCCAUUACCGGCGGCGGCACGAUCCCCUUGUCCCCGCGGGCCGCCGUCUCCGUCCGGGCCGUGGCGGACCGGAUGCUGCGGGCCGGGUACGGCCCAGAGCUCGCGCAGCUCUACGUGGCGGCCCGCCGCGGCCCGCUCGCUGAGUCCGCGGCGCGCAUGCUGGGCGGCGCCGCCGACCACCCGCUGGCCAUCGAGGACGUGCUCCGGAUGGAGUGGCCGGCGCUCGACCAGAGGAUCCGGCGCUGGAACCACGGCGUCAGGCCCGUCGUCAGGACGCUCAUGGCCGGCGAGCGCCUGCUCUGCGCCGAGGUUUUCGCGUCCGACUCCGGCGCCGAGAACCUCGGCCGCGAGUGCUUCGCCGACGUGUGCCGCGGCCCCGUGCUGCAGCUCCUCGGCUUCGCGGACGCCGUCGCCAUGUGCCCCCGCGCCACCGAGAAGCUCUACCGCACUCUCGGCAUGUACGAGGCGCUCGCCGACGUCGCGCCCGACCUCCAGGCCCUCUUCUCCUCUGCCUCCGCCGGAGACGAAGACGAAGACGGCACGACGCGCGAGCUCGUGGCCGGCGAGGCGUCGGCCGUGGCGGCGCGGCUGGGGGCCACGCUGCGGCGGACGGUGGAGGAGUUCGUGGCCGCCAUCGCUGGCGAGUCCUCGCGGCGGCCCGUGGCCGGCGGCGAGAUCCACCCCAUGACCCGCUACGUGCUAAACUACUGCGGCCUCCUCGCCGACUGCCGCGCCACGCUCGACACCGUCCUCCUCCUCGACCCCGACGACAACCCCGACGACGAAGACGCCAUUAACAACGAAGCUCGAUCUCAAUCUCAGGGGGCGCCGUCGACGCCGUCGGGGCGGUGCAUGAGGGAGCUGCUGACGCGGCUGCUGGGGAAGAUGGAUGAGAAAUCCGAGCUCUACGACGACGCGGGGCUGAAGAACAUCUUCCUGAUGAACAACCUCUACUACGUGACCCAGAAGGUCAUGGACUCGCCGCCGCUGCGGGAGCUCCUGGGCGACGACUGGAUCCGCCGCCACCGGGGCCAGAUCCGGCAGUACGAGACCGCCUACCUCCGGGCCUCCUGGACGGCCGCGCUCUCCUCCCUCCGGGACGAUUCGCCGGCGAGCCCCCACGGCGGCAGCAGCGGCAGCGGCGGGAGGGCGUCGUCGGCGUCGAGGGAGAAGGACAGGCAGGCGAGGGGAUUCAACGCGGCGUUCGAGGAGCUCUACCGGAGCCAGACGGCGUGGAAGGUGAGCGACCCGCAGCUGCGGGAGGAGCUCCGGAUCGCCGUCUCGGAGCGGCUCAUCCCGGCGUACCGCUCCUUCCUGGGCCGGCCCAGGCCGCAGCCCGCCAGGCACGUCAAGUACAGCCUCGAGGACCUCGAGAACUACAUGCUCGACUUCUUCGAGGGCGCGCACAAGUUCGUCCGCUGAUCAUUCGCCGCCGGAAGUCGAAGCCGAGCCUCUCUCGUGCUUGCUUGCUUGCUUGUGUUCGUGUCGACGUGCAGAUGUAAGUAGAGGAAACUUCAGGACUGUGUGUAUAUAUAUAGUGCAUUCGAAUUUCGAAUUUGAAUUUUUAGGAGAUGGUGUUUGGCUUUCCUGACACAAGACAAGAGGAUGAUUUCUGGUCUGGGUUGGUGUAAUCAGAUUGUCUUUCUUUUUAGAAUUUAUAAAAUAUACUUCUUUCGUUGUCGAAA